Neltuma alba is the source of this 1308-nucleotide messenger RNA. RefSeq names its product zinc finger CCHC domain-containing protein 10-like. The transcript has 2 exons. Bases 312 to 1100 code for a protein of 262 amino acids. The record is from RefSeq and is a predicted model, not a curated record. Lineage: Eukaryota; Viridiplantae; Streptophyta; Magnoliopsida; Fabales; Fabaceae.
GGUAUUCAAGUAGCACUUGAGGUCGGACCCGUCGAAAUAAAGCCUUUAAUACCAGGCCUAAAGCCCAUUCGAAAAUAGCCCAUUCUUACAUUGGCCCAUAGCAAUCCAGAUUCCCCUGCUCUGGUGCCUUUCGGCAUUCUGGAGGAUCUUGUUGGAGCUUUCGUGCUACCCCCGACCUCGAUAAGUCGAUAUCUCAGCGCCAAGGGUUUCUUCAGAAGCGCCUACCUUCCUAAAGUCUCGCUCCCGGGAUCGUCGCGUUCUUGUGAACUUUGAUUAAAUUGUCCUUUGUGAUACACAUAAGGACAUAGAAGAUGUCAAGUAAGAAGGAAGAGAAAGCUCAGGCUGCGGCUGACCGAAUCAAGGCUGCAGCCUUGAGCGCUGCUAAAGGUCUCAGUCGUGCCCAGGCUGAGCGUGCAGCUGCUGCAGCAGCGAGAAAUGUGAACGCUUAUGGUCAAAAGGAAGAAGGACCUAGCAGAUGGCAGGAGAAAAGGGAAGCAAAGAGGCAAAUGUAUCUGAUGAGUACAGAGAAAGCCGUUAAAUUGGGUGAAAGAAAAGACAUUAAAUCUACCAUGUCAACUGUUAGUGGCUCAGCCCAAUGCCAAAAGUGUUUCCAAAGUGGUCAUUGGACAUAUGAAUGCAAGAAUGAACGGGUUUACAUAUCACGGCCGUCUCGUACACAACAACUUAAAAAUCCAAAAUUGAGGGUAAAUGUUUCUGUGACCUAUGAUUUGGAUGAUAAGCCUGCCACUAAGGAGGAAAAGGCUGGCAAGAGUUCUACCUCUAAGAAAAGCAAAAGGAAGUAUCGGUCUGACUCCGAUUCUGAUAGUGGCAGUGAGGAUUCAGUUUUUGAGACUGAUAGCAAGUCAUCAUCAGUUACAGGGUCAGAUUAUACCUCAGAAAGUAGUUCGGGGUAUAGCUUGUCAUCUGAGUCAGAGGAAGAAAGGAGGCGAAGGAGGAAGAAGAAGCUACAGAAGAGGGAGAGGCGAAGAAGGCGCAGCACAUCAUCAGAAUCUUCAGAUUCAGAUUCAGUUUCAGACUCUGACUCAGACUCUGAUGAUAGAAAGGGCAGGAGAAAGCGCAGACAUAAUCGAAGGCGCUGAACAAGACAAUUGAAUAUGUAACGAAUACGCAUUGUGCCUGUUGUGGUUUAGGAAAACAGCAUUAACUUUGUUCGAUUUUGACUUUGUUUUAGUAUAUUAAAUCAUGUUAUCUUCAAAAUUUCAGGAGUUAUAUUUGAUCUUUCUCAUCAUCUUCUUUGUGGUAUGUGAUAUCCUUGGCGUUAAUCAGAAGAUGGGUUUGAUCUCUCUC